AGCAUGGAACCCUCGCUGCCGCUGUCACCGUCAUCCCCCAUUUUUCCGGAGAAUCAACAUUCGGCUCCGAUGAUAUCUCGCUCGAAAAAUUCCAUCAGCUCUGCUCCCCGAGUCGACCAAUCCGACGGAAGGGAUCCGAUAUUCCCGGACACGGCGAGGCAAUUGGAGACAAUAUUGAGAAGUGCGUCGGAGGGAUGGCAAAAUGCUAGUGAGCCUAGGGCCGCUGAACCUCGAGUUAUUAUAGAUCGUUCGAAACUCAAUGUUCUCGAGGAUCGCUUUACCGUGAUGCAAACACGAAACGUCGUUCUCAUUACCGAGAACGAGUCUCUCCGUUCCCAGUGAGUUGUUUCCCUCAGUGUCUUAAAAAUCGGCGGGAAUCGUCACAAUCGUAAUAAAAUCCUUGUCCAAAAAGAGUGAAAAAAUUAUCGGACAAAAUGCGGAAGCUGGAGGAGUCUUGGGCGAAAAAUUCAUUGGAAAAUUCGCUGGUAAGAAAUAAGAGCUCACGAUAG
Venturia canescens is the source of this 509-nucleotide messenger RNA. RefSeq lists its product as uncharacterized. Bases 4 to 342 code for a protein of 112 amino acids. The record is from RefSeq and is a predicted model, not a curated record. NCBI's taxonomy places the organism in Eukaryota, Metazoa, Arthropoda, Insecta, Hymenoptera, Ichneumonidae. The transcript is spliced from 2 exons.